Messenger RNA from Rhodamnia argentea, 1380 nucleotides. Its product is annotated as nuclear transcription factor Y subunit C-9-like. The coding region runs from base 299 to 1081 and encodes 260 amino acids. NCBI's taxonomy places the organism in Eukaryota, Viridiplantae, Streptophyta, Magnoliopsida, Myrtales, Myrtaceae. The record is from RefSeq and is a predicted model, not a curated record. Gene Ontology annotation, cellular component: nucleus. The transcript has 3 exons. Gene Ontology annotation, biological process: regulation of DNA-templated transcription. Gene Ontology annotation, molecular function: protein heterodimerization activity; DNA binding; DNA-binding transcription activator activity, RNA polymerase II-specific.
GCAGAGCUUUUUAGGUUGGUAAGACGGAACCCGGAGUCGCGCUUUCCCCUCGAGACCUCUGCAAAAGUCAUAUUGCACCCAAGAAAGAUAAAAAGCAAAAAUUAGAAAUUUCUAAGAGAAGAAUUCACUCAUCUUCCACUCUCUUUCUCUCUCUCUGCGCUGUGAUUCUCUUUUUGGUGGAUUCCUCGCAGCAAAGGAGGUUCGAUUUUAGUGGGGAGAUUUAGAGCAACUCUGCGGGACACUGAAGCGAAAGCAGACAAGUAAAAGCUCUUCAAUACAAAGUCUCUUCUGCUUUGGCAUGGAUCAGCAGGGGAAUGGGCAGACCCCGGCGAUAGGGGUUGUCAGCAGCACUGCUCAGAUGUCAUAUGGUUUGAGCCCAUAUCAACCCAAUCAAAUGGCAGGUGGGGCUCCUCCUGGAUCUGCCGGACAAAUGCAACCUCCUCAGCCUGCUCCUUCAGCUCAACUAGCACAGCAUCAGCUUGCAUAUCAGCACAUCCACCAGCAACAGCAGCAACAACUGCAGCAGCAGCUUCAGAACUUCUGGGCCAAUCAGUAUCAAGAAAUUGAGCAGACCACUGACUUCAAGAACCACAGCCUGCCGUUAGCGCGAAUCAAGAAGAUCAUGAAAGCCGAUGAGGAUGUGAGGAUGAUAUCUGCUGAAGCUCCAGUCAUAUUUGCCAGGGCUUGCGAGAUGUUCAUUCUGGAGCUGACUCUCCGAUCCUGGAACCACACGGAGGAGAACAAGAGGAGGACCCUCCAGAAGAAUGACAUUGCGGCGGCGAUCACGAGGACCGAUAUUUUCGAUUUCUUGGUCGAUAUCGUGCCCAGAGAGGAUUUGAGAGACGAAGUGCUUGCCUCGAUCCCGAGGGGAGGGGCUCUUCCUGUGGGUGCACCGGCUGAAGGCGUUCCUUACUACUACAUGCCAUCUCAGCAUGGUCCACAAAUGGGUGUUCCUGGAGUUAUUGCUAGUAGGCCUGUGACGGAUCAGUCUAUGUACAGCCAACAGCCUCACCCUUACAUGGCUCCUCAGAUGUGGCCGCAGCAACAACCGCAGCAACAGCAGCCGCCUGCAGAUUCUUGAGCAAGGAUGUGGGCUUGUUUGGGGGUCGAUCGUCAGGUUGAAGGUUGAAACUUUUUGAGCUUCUUGUGUUGCAUAAGGGUGAUGGAGGUGGAUCUGAGUGGCCUGGCUGCUGCGUGUAUAUUAUUGCCCUUUCAUUAGCUUAUUUUUUUGCUUUGGUUGUAGUAGUAUGUGUACAUUUAAUGUAACUUAGUUUGCCGAAUCCCUUGCCGAUGACAUAUAAUCCUUCAUGCUUCUUUCCAUCUGCAAAAUCUUGACUUGGUUUUGGCUGAUUGAUUUGCUUUGGCAUUUGGCCUUCGUAA